CUCUUGUCGAGUUGCAGUUCUUUCAUGGGUAAAUGGUCAGGAUUUCCAACUGGUAGAGGCUGGGGAUGGAAUUUUCUGCCCUUCUGACUUCGGCGGGGAUAAACAUCGGUGUCUGCGCGCUUUUCUUGUCCCUCUAUUCAGUCCUGAGGAAGCAACCUCACAACUUCAGUGUCUACUUUGGAAGGCGGCUUGCUGAAGAGAAAUUCCAGAAGCAGGACGAUUACUUCUCAUUUGAGAGGCUACUGCCUACUGCUGGUUGGAUUGUAAAAGCAUACUGGUGCACCGAAGAAGAGAUUCGGCAAGUUGCUGGCUUGGACUCAGUUGUGUUCCUACGCCUCUUCAUUUUCAGCAUUCGUAUCUUCUCGAUCACUUCUCUUGUUUGUAUACUUGGAGUGCUCCCCGUUAAUUAUCAUGGGCAAGAAAUGACUCACAAACAUAUUCCGGCAGAGUCACUGAACGUUUUUACUAUUGCCAAUGUCAAAGAAGGAUCACGAAUGCUUUGGGUGCACUGUGUUUCUUUAUAUGUUAUAACACUCUCGGCUUGUAUUCUUCUUUACUAUGAGUACAAGUAUAUUUCAAGGAAGAGAUUAGCACAUAUUACUGGAUCGCCACCAAAUCCUGGCCAUUUUUCUGUGCUUGUUCGUUCAAUUCCGAAGUCAGACAACGAGCUGCUUGACGACACAAUCAGAAAUUUCUUUGUUAACUAUCAUGGCUCAAGUUACUUGUCACAUCAAAUGAUCUAUAGGAAAGGAAUUUUUCAGAAAUUUGUGGAUAAUGCAGGGAGGGCUUGUAGGAAAUUUGUAAGGGUAAAACUUUCUGUAUUUGAUCAGAAUGGAAGGUCUAACUUGUCCAGAUGUGGUCUUUGUGGAGUAAGAGCUUCCUCAUUUCAGCUUUACCGUAAUAAGUUCAUUGAAGCCAAGAAGUCAGACCUCAGUAAUCCACAAGUAGUUGAAGCUCAAAAGGAAUGUCCAGGUGCUAUAGUAUUUUUCAAGACUCGGUAUGCAGCAAUUGUGGCUUCACGGGUGCUUCAAUCUUCAAACCCUAUGUUAUGGGUAACUGAUUUGGCUCCUGAGCCACGUGAUGUAUAUUGGUCAAAUCUCUGGAUCCCCUACAGACAAAUCUGGCUACGGAAAAUAGCAACACUUGCAGCUAGUGUUGUUUUCAUGUUUGUGUUCAUUAUCCCAGUCGCAUUUGUUCAAAGCAUGAUGCAACUGGAGCAGCUUCAGAAAAUUUUUCCAAGCCUCAAAGGCGUACUAAAGAAGUCCUUUUUUGCCAGGGUUAUAACGGGGUACCUCCCUAGUGUUGUUUUGUUGCUGUCCUUGUACACUGUCCCUCCAUUGAUGAUGCUCUUCUCUUCAAUUGAAGGAACGAUUUCUCGCAGUGGCAGGAAAAAAAGUGCAUGCUGCAAAAUUUUGUUCUUUACCAUCUGGAAUGUCUUCUUUGUUAAUGUCCUAUCAGGAUCCGUACUUAAUCAGCUGAAUGUCUUCACCAGACCAAAGGAUAUGCCAUCUAUGCUAGCUGAACUUGUACCAAAGCAGGCUACAUUUUUCAUCACGUAUGUCCUAACAUCAGGCUGGGCAAGUUUGUGCUCGGAGAUACUGCAAGUGUACAACUUAGUAUAUAACUUCUUCAGCAAAUGUAUAUUUUGCUGCCAGAACGAUCCGGAAUAUGUCUACUCUUUUCCAUACCAUACUGAAGUCCCAAAAGUUCUCCUGUUCAACCUGCUUGGCUUCACAUUUUCGAUAAUGGCACCUCUCAUACUGCCCUUUUUGCUCGUGUACUUCUGCCUCGGCUACCUGGUGUAUCGGAAUCAGAUCCUAAACGUGUACUACCCAAAGUACGAAAUGGGAGGGAAACUAUGGCCGAUCAUGCACAACACCUUGGUGUUUGCCCUAGUUUUGACACAGAUCAUAGCUCUCGGUUGCUUCACAAUAAAGCACUCCCCGGUGGCUACAGGGUUCACCAUCCUGCUCCUCGUCGGCACGGUCCUCUUCAACGAGUACUGCAGGCACCGUUUCUCCCGCAUUUUCGACGCUUACUCUGCUCAGGACCUGAUAGAGCUGGACAGGGACGACGAGCAGUCCGGGAGGAUGCAGGAGAUCCACCAGCACCUCCUGGACGCCUACAGCCAGUCCCCGCCGAGCGACGGCUCACCCGGGUCUGCCAGCAUCAGCCAGGCCCCGAUCGAGCUGAUCCUGGAGGACCCGGCGCAGGAGGCGUCCAACUCGAGCCAGGAGCUCUGCGACACCGUGCAGGAGGUGUCCGACUCGAUCCAGGAACACAUUGUUGAAGACAAGCCGCACAGCGUGUAGGUCGGUGUGCUUGUUUAGGCCAAGUAGCAGCUGACUGAGCUAGCCGGGGAUGGCUGCUUCGGUGGUGUACGUAGAUACUACUAGGGGAGCUAACUGUGAAGAUCAGAAAUGACUCCCGUUUUCCCGUGUCUCGGAUAUACGUGACGUUACCUGACACGUUUGUGGCGUAUGU
This is a messenger RNA of Phragmites australis (common reed), 2484 nucleotides long. Its product is annotated as CSC1-like protein RXW8. Bases 66 to 2312 code for a protein of 748 amino acids. Gene Ontology annotation, molecular function: calcium-activated cation channel activity. Gene Ontology annotation, cellular component: plasma membrane. The transcript has 10 exons. The record is from RefSeq and is a predicted model, not a curated record. Lineage: Eukaryota; Viridiplantae; Streptophyta; Magnoliopsida; Poales; Poaceae.